UUCGUGAAACGCAGAAGGUGAAAAGCUACAAGAAGAUAUGUGUUUAAAGCAAAUAAUAUGCUUAUGGAAUUAUGAAAAUACAUUAUUUAUUUAUGUUCAAAUUCAAAGAUUAAUUCUUUGUUAAAAAAAACUUCGAAAUUACUAAAACAAUAUGACAUUAUGAUAUCUUUAUCCAUAAAAAAAGCUGGAGUGAAGUUAUUUUUAUUCAUUUGCAUAAGCAACGUGAAUGAAAUUGUAAUUUCAUCAGCUGAUCCGAAAAUGGAAAUUAAACUUAAUGUUACAGAGCCUUUUAUUGACAUUAAAGUAAACUCAACGAUCGUUAUAAAGUGUGAAGGACCGCAAUAUCUGUCAUGGGGUUAUAUUGAUCCAAUGUCUGAUGAUAAAGAGUAUGAAAAUAUUAGUGCUCCAGCCACAUGGAACAGCAAUGCAGUUGAAGAUGGCUACGAGAGCAUUAUUAGUUUACAUUUUACUUCUUUUUAUGAUACUGGGAGAUAUGUAUGUUACCAUGAAAAUGACAGAGCUUCCAUUUACAUUUUUGUUGAUGAUAAUUCUCAUCUUUUGAUACCACUGUAUGAGGAAUAUUUUCACAUUAUGACACUUCAUCAAGGUGUAUCAGCGACAAUACCAUGUCUUCCCACAGUUUCAAACACCAAAGUCAGUCUUUGGAAGCUAAAAGAUCUUGUUCCAACCAAUAAAAAUUUAAAGUACGAUCCGACGGUCGGAUUUGUUUUAAAGAAUCCUAGCAACUAUUUCCAAGGAAGUUUUCAUUGCAGUGCAGAAUAUGAAGACCGUUCUGCUAUGUUUAGCUUAGAAAUAGAUAUAUUGCCUGAAACUCAUUCUGUUCCUGAAAUUGAAAUUGAUGAUAGUAAUGCAAAAUAUGUAUUAGUAAAUUCAAAUUUUAGCCUGAAAUGUAAUGUAAAAGUCGACUUGGGUACUACUUUGGUUGAAAUGAAGUGGAUUUAUCCAGUAAAAGAUCCUGAACGAAUAAUUCUCAGCAAUAUUACCCAUACAAGAAAUAUGAGAGACAGAUUUACAACUGAGACUUUAACAGUAAUCAAUGUAGAGAAAGCAGAUGAAGGAACUUAUCAAUGUAAUGUAACGGAUCAUUCGGGAAAAACAAACUAUCAUGAAGUUAAUAUCUCUGUUUUUGAACUUCCAAAACAAUCCACUGUCAAUUUUAGCGUUGGAGUAAAUACCGUAAUUAAGAGAGUUGGAGAAAAUGUGCAAUUGAGAGCAAAUUACAAUGUUUUUCCAUACACAAAAGACAUUCGAAUUUUGUGGACAAAAAAAGGUCAACAGCUACCUUUAGUUAUUGGAAAAUACAUAACCAAGUCUACGGAUUUUGAAUUUGUUCUAGAAGUAUUCAACCUCACUAAACAUGAUUCAGAUGAUUAUAUGGUAACAGCAUAUGCUCCAGGAGGUUCUAGCAACAAAAUAUUUCAUUUAUUAGUUAAAGAUAAACCAUCUGUUAAAAUCCACAAUAUCACUUCCAACUGUUUUAUGCCUGGUCAAAAAAAGCAAUUUCUGUGCCAUGCUGAUGCAUAUCCUCCUCCAGAUGACAUUUUCUGGAGUUGGAAUCCAUUCAGCUUCGAAGACAAAUGGAACAAUUGGACGCAUCUUGAUGAUGACAAUUCGUUGGUUAAUAAUGAUUAUGUUUGGAUGAUGAAUGAGGAUGAUAAAGCUGCUUCGUCGCUGUUUGUUACAGCUCAUAAAUCGGGAUAUUAUAGGUGCAACGGAAAGAAUGAAAUAGGAGAUGCUUAUGAUCAAAUGCUAUUCAUUGUAACAGAUGUGAAUGACUGCUUUGAUUUGCAUGUUAGCGAAGAAUCACCUUUAGAAAUGGAUUCGUUUUCCCUGACUUGUGCAGCAAGCUCUGAUCUAUUUGAAAUGUUAACACUGACAUGGAUAUCAUUUAAUUAUAAUCAAUCUAGAGUUAUAUCAAAAGAAGAAUUAAAUAUCUUCAAUACCUCCAAUUCUAUUUCAAUAGAAUUGCAGAUUGAUUUUAUUACAAAAAAUGAAACUGGAGAAUAUAAAUGCACCGGCUAUAAGAGAUUGCAUAAUGAUACUGAAGAAAGAUCUGCUCUAGUAUUUGUUCGAGAAAUAAAGAGACCUUCAUUUGUUAACUCUAAUUGGAGUUCCGAGGAGCUUCUAUUAGCAUCAAAUUCAUUUCUGGAAUUGGAAUGUCAUGUUGAUGGUACUCCUUUUCCUACAGUUGUUUGGUACAGAGAUGGAAGUAUUAUAGAUGCUAAUAUUACCGGAGGGAAAUUCGAGGACCAGUUUCAGAAACUCAUUAUCUCACGUCUGGUUAAAGAAGACAGUGGAUUCUAUCAAUGUAAAGCGCAAAAUGUCGCUGGAACUGUUACUAAAAAUAUUUCCCUCUCGGUACUUUCAGAAGAUGGAAUUUUGCAAGUAUUUGAGCAGAGAGGAAAUUAUGAGUCCGCAAAGAAUUCGAUAAUCAUGUUAGCAGGAGUGGCUGCUGCUUUAAUUAUAGUAUUUAUUUUAAUUUUCGGAAGAUGGUUUUAUAGAAAAAAGUAUACAAUGCGAAAACUUCAAGGAUUUGAUCAUCAAUUAUUCAGAGAAGGUCGAUUGAGUUAUUAUGAUCCCAAUGUAGCGUUAGAUGACCAAGCUGACCUUUUACCAUAUGAUGAAAAUUGGGAAUUUCCGAAAGAUAAUCUCAAACUUGGUCGCACUCUUGGUCAAGGAGCUUUCGGAAGAGUUGUCAAAGCGGAAGCAUUUGGUUUGAAUGACUACGAAGUUUCAACAACGGUUGCUGUUAAAAUGUUGAAAAAGCAAGCUGAUUUGAAUCAGCAAAAAGCGUUGAUAGCUGAGUUAAAGAUUCUUAUUCAUUUGGGUCACCAUAUUAAUAUUGUUAAUUUAAUGGGAGCAGUGACAAGAAAUAUUCCACAAGGAGAACUUUUGGUAAUGGUGGAAUACUGUCGCUAUGGAAAUAUUCGUGAAUUUCUUCUGAGAUAUCGGGAUAACUUUGUAAAUGAUACGGAAUCAGGGUUUAAAGAAAUAUUUCGUACUCCGGAAGUUUCACGCAUGGAUAGCUUAAAGUCUUUUCGGGUAAAAGGUGAAUCAAUCACAUCUUCACAAGGUUCUACGUCAACUGGAAUGGCCUUAGACAAUCCAAGUUAUAGGGAACAACUUCAAAACGUAGAAGCAAAACCAUCUACAACGAUAUCAACUACAGGUCGUUCAAUGAGUUGUUCAUCUGAAUCUAGCAGCGUUUUUAGAAAUUAUCAUCGAGUUGACAGCCAUGAACAUGUAAUUUAUACAUCUGAUUUGAUUUGUUAUGCAUUUCAGUGCGCGUGUGGCAUGGAUUAUUUAUCAUCGAAAAAGUUAAUCCAUAGAGACUUGGCAGCAAGAAAUGUUCUCUUGGCAGAUGAUAAGGUGGUGAAAAUAUGUGACUUUGGAUUGGCUAAAGAUUGUUACAAAUAUGAAAAUUAUGUAAAACAAGGCGACGGUCCACUUCCAAUCAAAUGGAUGGCUAUAGAAUCAAUACGAGAUCAUGUAUUUACAACAAAGAGUGACGUAUGGUCCUUCGCAAUUUUGAUGUGGGAAUUUUUUGCUUUGGGGAGUAAUCCCUAUCCAGGAAUUGAAGUAGAUGAAGACUUCUACAAGAGAUUAAGUUCUGGUUAUAGAAUGGAAAAACCCCAAAACUGCCCUGAUGCUAUUUAUCGAAUCAUGCAAGACUGCUGGCAAGCCACUCCAGAAGCAAGACCAGAUUUUAAUGAACUCUCAAUUAUUCUUGAAGGUUUUGUGGACUCGGGAGUAAAACAGCACUUUGCUGAUUUGAAUGCCCCAUACAUGGAAAUGAAUCGCCAAAAAGAGAAGCAUGAUUAUUUGAACCUGUCAGAGGAUCAGCCUAACAAGAAUUCCUCCUAUAUAAAUGCCAAUGUUAAUCCAGCAAUGUUUUAUGAUCAAGUACCACGUGUAAACAGAUCAGUAUCAGAUUCAUCAGUAGUAAAGGAAGAUAUGGAAGUUCCAAUGAUUCAGUUGGAAACUAUAAAUGAAGAUACAGUAGAAUAUAAUCCAGCGCAUUUUGAAUCAAAUGCUGUUGUUCAAUUAUCUAACUAUUUAAAAAUGGACGAUAAUAGAGUCUAAAGUUUCAAGAGCGAGUUAUUUAAAAUCUAAACAUUUUGUUAAUCCUAUUAUUUUUGAAUGUAUAAUCCAAUUUGUAAUUGCAAAUUAGGAGUGAUAAUAAAUAAUUUGUGUAAAAUAUGA
Parasteatoda tepidariorum (common house spider) is the source of this 4224-nucleotide messenger RNA. Its product is annotated as vascular endothelial growth factor receptor 1. Gene Ontology annotation, cellular component: signaling receptor complex; plasma membrane. The record is from RefSeq and is a predicted model, not a curated record. Gene Ontology annotation, biological process: protein phosphorylation; positive regulation of kinase activity; multicellular organism development. Lineage: Eukaryota; Metazoa; Arthropoda; Arachnida; Araneae; Theridiidae. Gene Ontology annotation, molecular function: transmembrane receptor protein tyrosine kinase activity; ATP binding.